Messenger RNA from Helianthus annuus (common sunflower), 1231 nucleotides. Its product is annotated as calmodulin-binding protein 25-like. The record is from RefSeq and is a predicted model, not a curated record. The coding region runs from base 211 to 1068 and encodes 285 amino acids. The transcript has 2 exons. Lineage: Eukaryota; Viridiplantae; Streptophyta; Magnoliopsida; Asterales; Asteraceae.
AAAUCCUCCCAAACUCACAACCCUCUUCUCUUCAACAACCUAUACAACACGCAUCAAAACAUGUACCUUAAUCUAGUUCAACCAAAUUCACACCUGGCAAAACCACCAUCUUUUUAUUAUAUUAUUCCCAUAUAGAGACACAAUAUUGACUCUCACUUUCUUUCCUAAUCUCUUUCCAUUUUCAUCUCACCACUUUUCAGUUUUCCCCCCAUGGAUUCCGGCAACAGCGGCAGUUUACAGUCCUCUAGCGGCGGCGGCGGAGAUAUAAACCACUACCCCAUACCGAUUCUCCAAUCCCCCUCUAAUUUCUUCAAUCCGUCGUCGUUUUCACACCCACUUAACCCUAACCCGUACGAUCUGGAUUCGGAUUCUGUCUGGUCCAGAAACCCGACUCCGAAUCCGAUUCACAACUCUUAUUAUCCGAUAGAUGAUAAUAAUAACAGUAACGCUGAAAAGUUAGGUGUAAUUACGAAAAACCCCAAAAAACGUACGCGUGCUUCUCGGCGUGCACCAACAACCGUUUUAACCACCGACACAACUAACUUCCGACAAAUGGUUCAGGAAUUUACGGGUAUCCCAGCCGCGCCGUUUUCUACGUCAGCAUCGUCGUCAUCGGCUAGUUUUUCACGCCGGCUUGAUCUUUAUGGCUCGGGAAUGGCGCCGAUGUUGAAGCCGUCGGCGCAGAAGGGUCAUGUACAAGUACAGACAGCGUAUUCGAAUAAUAUAAGUGCACCGACGAGUAUUUUACAGUUACCCCCUUCGGAAACUUUUGGGGUUACGAAACAGCCCCUGAAUUUGUCUAAUUUGCAAAAUCAGACGUUUCCGUUUCAGUCUUUUUCAGAAACGACUCAAGUUAAUGUAAGGGAAGUUACGGAACAUUCGGAUGCGUUUGUUGGUUCGUCUUCGAUGUUGUUGAAAAGAUGGAGGGGUGAAAGUGAAAAUUUGGUGAAUUUUGAGGGGAGGAAUGGAAAUGGAAAUGGGAAUUCUCAGAACGUCGUCGUUCCGAUGAGAAAUGACGGCGGUCAGUUACCAGGUAACGAGGAUUCCUGGAUUUGUCCUUCGGAUUGAUUAAGGUUAAUUUUAAUAUGUUUUUGUUUUGUGUAACAAUUUUAGGUAAUAAUUUUGUUAUACCAAAUUACAAUGUGGGAUAUAGGGUGAUUUUUGUUGAUUAUUUUAUAUCAAAAUCACCGGUUUAUUAUUAAUAAACGUAUAUUAUUAACAUAAUACUAAU